AAAUGUUGACGAUGCCAUUGCCAUAGCAACAGCCUGCACAAUGUCUGUUGCAGAUUCCUCUAUGUAACAAAGCCUCCGCAUAAUGAAUGCUGAGUCCCCAGGAGGGGAGAGAGACAGGAACACUGCAAGGAGGCUGCAGCGUCCCCCACAACGAGACCACAACUCCAAAUGGGGAAAAAACGUCCCUAAACCUCCACAGUCUGCAAAGAAAGUUGACAUAUGGGAAAUACAGCCUCCUGAUUUCAGCCACAAACUGUACACAUACUCAACAUUUCCAGAAAUACCGUCAAGGACCAUUAAGGAGGAGCGAAGGAGAAAUCAAAGCACAUUUCCUGAAAGCAGGCUUCAGUUGCCCAGCAUAAAGACUUGUCCCAAGAAGGCCACGUCGCCCAAGUUUGUGACUACAUUUCCACGUCAAGAUCUACAGAAAACAAAGUUACUGUGUGUGAAGAAUGGAAAAUAUCCCCCAGGUGUACACAUCCAUCCCAAACCACAGGAAUUUCGACAGCACCAACCUGAAUUGCUAAACUUUGUGACAACUUAUGAACGGGACCCUUUUGGAUUAAAAUUAAAGUCACAGCUCUUAAGUACAGCACAAGUAACAAGCCAGCGACUGAAAGAUGAUAAACAGAAGAACAGAAGAGAAAGAUUUAUCACCCACAAGUCUCCUGAGUGCACCUGGGAUACAAAACUAAUUUUAUCAAAAUCCCCGUGGCCCGUUAAAGCUGCUUCAUACACACGACACAGGAGGUGGCGUGAUGCAUGCAGUGCAUUUAUAGAGCGUGUGGAGGAAAAGUUGGCAAAGACAUGCAAAAGCAGAGGAGAACCAGGGGGAUCAAGGACAAAGAAAGUCUGAGGAAUUAGAAUGAGUAUUCUGCAGAGCUUGUACCCAAGGACCAUGGUGCCUACUUUAAGAACAAACAAGGAAAGUCAGAGUUGCAACUGUUUACUCAACUUGGAUGGAAUAGAGGGUAA
This is a messenger RNA of Oryctolagus cuniculus (rabbit), 975 nucleotides long. The record is from RefSeq and is a predicted model, not a curated record. Lineage: Eukaryota; Metazoa; Chordata; Mammalia; Lagomorpha; Leporidae.